GCGACAUUAUCAAGAACAGAAUCACCAGCAAUUUUGUAUCUUUCAGCAACAGCAAUUAAUCUUUCUGGUCUAAACGUUCCUUCUGUAUCUAUAUAAAGGCAUUUACCUUCUGCUCCUCCCAUAUCUAUAGUUAAUAAAAGGUAAACUAGUACAGAUAAAAGAUGCCUGCAGUAAUAGUAGGACCACCUCAACGUAGUGAACAGAUGUGGCAAGCAUUAAAGGCACAUAUUACAAGAGAACGACAACGAAAAAAACAGGAACAAGAAGCUGAUGCAGAAGAAGAACGUCAGAGAAAAGAGAGAGAACGUCAACAAAAGCAAGAUGUUAUGACUUUAGGUGAAACACGUGAACAAAUAUCCAAUCUUGAAAAUGAAUUGGCACAAUUAAAGGAUGAAAAGCAUCAAUUAUUUUUACAAUUAAAGAAAGUUCUUAAUGAAGAUGAUAAUAGAAGGCGUCAACUUAUUAAGGAAACAAGGGGCUGUUCUGAAGUAUUAACAGCAGUUGGAGGAUAUCCUGGUACUGUUUCUCAAGUAGUACAGUCUCCACUAUUUUUACCAUUACCACGUAGCAGCAGCCCUUUAUAUAAUAAAGUAGCAGUUGGUGCACCAACGCACACUCUUCUACCUAGUGGUCCAUUAAAAAGAUCACAUAGUCCUUCACCUCCACCAACAGCUUCUCCAUAUCAUGCUGGAUAUGGAUAUAAACCACCUCCUUCUAUUUCAAGUUAUAAUCCACCUCCACCUAAAUCUGAGGAUGCUGCUAGGAGAUCUAAUGAUUCUAGAGCUGUACUUUGGAAUAAAAACAAUCAAUAUUCUGCAUCAAACUUCUAUUCUACACCUACUGGACAAAGUGUUUAUAGUUAUUCUGCUCCAACUUCGCAGCAAUCCAGAGAACCUGAACUUGCAAAACCAGUAUAUUUAUCAGGAAAUAGAGGAGCAUUAUCUACACAUCAGACAGCAUAUGUAACUAGUUUACAUACUCUAGAACAUAAAGGUGCAUAUGCAGAAGAUAAAUUUUAUCUUCGCCCUGGUAGUCAUGUUACUGUACACGGUGGUGCUAUGCCGAUACAACAACCACCACAAACAUUUGAUUUUGUUUUAAAGGGAGCCAAAACAGGUGGUAUUACUUCUGGAUAUCCAGUACGAGCACCUCAACCACCACCUGGACCAUAUCCUCCCCCACCUCCUGGAACUUAUGUUAAUGCAUCAGGCGCUAAUAUACCUGGUCGUUUAUUAUAUACACAACCUGGUGCACGUUAUUUACAAAGAGAGGUAUAGAAUUAACAUUUAAAUAUCUAUGGUCUAUAAUGCAUAAUUAACAUACAUAUUUUAACCCUUUGCACUUGAGGACUUUUUCGCUUGCGCGAACCAACAACUCGAGACGAUUUCGAUCAAAUUAGGAAAACAUUUUACAAGUAUUUUAAAAAUCAUUUAUAAACAAACAAACGUAUACAAAUAAUAAAAUUUCACCAAUUUAUUUAUUUUUAUAUCGAAAACAACAAAAUUUGAUACAUAUUACACUCUGUAAUUAGUUUUCGUGUGAUAUUUCGUAAAACAAUGCCCAAGAUGCAUCCUAGGUUUAUCAGUAUCGCAGUAAUAUGUUACUUACCACCUACCUCCAGGCGUGUUACGGUCAGAGCAAAUCUUGUAGUCCCUUUUUGGCCCUUUUAGUACUAUAUGAAGCUUCCCAUUUAAUCGGAUUUCAUCGGAAUGCGACGUAGACGCUCACGAUGCUGACGAUAUGAUCCUCUCAAUUGCCUAAAUAUUUUUAGAAAUCACAAAUGGCUGAGGGGUUUUCCCUUUUUUUGGUCUUUUCUAGUUUAUACAAAAUGUAGGAAUUGAUCAGGCAAAUUUUCAUGCCUCAAAAAAAAGCUUACGCCUCCAUUUAAGCGAUUUUCACUGAAAAUACGUUGAUGCAGUCGAUCAACACCACCCAUAUAUUUUAUAUAAUUCAAUACAAUAUUGGGUUUCUUAACCAUUAUUUCCACACCACCUCGUGUAAUCCUUUUGACCGUCGAUAUUCCUGUGUCACUUUUCGUAAUCAAACAAGUGACAUAUUUACUGCCAAGACUGUUUCGAACGAAUGCUAUGAUGAGACUAGCUAAACUGAGCUAAGAGUUGAUUAAAAAUGUACAAAAAUUGUCAAAAUUGGCACGAAAGUAUUUCUGAGAGAAAUAUUUUAAGUAAACAGAUCAAGUUACAAAAAAGACCGUAGCAACGUCGCUUGAGUUAACAUUUCAAAUCUAUCGAACGUCGUAUCGGCGCCACUUGAGUGCAAAGAAUUAAUUUAGCUUAUAUAUUAUAAAGUAUUUACAGAACACAUAUGUGAAAAAUAAUAUACGAAUUCAUCUAUCAAACAAAAAAUAUUCUGUAAUAGCAAAUCUUUAUAGUAAACUGUUAAAAUUGUAUAGAGAUAUAUAUUUAUAUCUUAUACAUUGUGUACAUUAUUAUUUCUCAAGUACACAACGAGAGAAUUUGAUAUAAUUCAAUUUUUAAUGUUAUCGAUUAUUUUACGAUAUAUACAUGUACCAAUACGUAUUAAACAGUAAACUUUUGGUCUGUAGCUAAGUCAAUGGAAAAAAAAAAAAAAUAAAAUACAAUAAAAUAAUAUAAUACCAA
Messenger RNA from Vespa mandarinia (Asian giant hornet), 2618 nucleotides. RefSeq lists its product as uncharacterized. Lineage: Eukaryota; Metazoa; Arthropoda; Insecta; Hymenoptera; Vespidae. The record is from RefSeq and is a predicted model, not a curated record. Gene Ontology annotation, cellular component: transcription regulator complex. Gene Ontology annotation, biological process: regulation of transcription by RNA polymerase II. Gene Ontology annotation, molecular function: transcription coregulator activity.